UGCGCGUUCAAGGGAGAAAAAAAAUCUCUCGCGCUGCGGAGUCUGCGCAGUUCCGUUGUUCUCGUCACUCCGAACUUUCGGGAGAAUCACACGGAGGAAGGAGGGGAGGGAGAGAACAACGCCAUUUUUCCUGGCCCUUGCAGUCAGACUGCUGUCUGUAGUCCACACUGGCAGGUGGAUCAGGACCAGACGGUCCUGGAGGGAGACCAAAUUGGACUCAGUAGCAAACUGAGUGGCAGUGGGCCAUCAGACGAAGAGGAGGAGGCGCGUGGGACGAGUGGGAGGUGCUGCCAUGUCGGCCUCGUGGCGCGAGGAUGAUGAGGAGUUUAGGGCGGGAGGAGUAAGAGGAGGGUUGAAAGCCAAACCGAGAUUCUCCUUCACUGAGGUCAAACUGCUGCUGGAGGCUGUGAAGAGGAACAGAUACAUCAUCCUCAGGAAGUUUAACCAGGGUGUGUCGGCUGAAACCAAGAAACAGACGUGGGCUGAAAUCACCAAUCAGAUCAACGGCCUUGGAGAGAAUCACAGAGAGGUGCGUCAGAUCAUGAAGAAGUGGGCCGACCUCAAAUGUGAUGGAAAGCGACGUAUCAUAGCCCUCCGUGGCCCCAACGGCAGCAACCUGAGGAAGAAGAACUUGGGCCCUGUGGAGAGGAUGGUUCAUAAGAUACUGAUGAUGAGUCCCAGAGGAGAUGGCGAGAGUGAGCCGGAGUUCGGAGAAGAUGAAGAAUUUUCAAAGCUUUACAGUAAAGGCGCAGCGUCCAACCCCGGAUCCUACUCCUACCUCAACCUGACAGACAAUUCCUACACUUUAGGAGGAGGAGGAGGAGGAGGAGGAGGAGGAGGAGCCUCCUUCGACAUCUCUCCUCUGUCCUCACCGGACAAAGACCUUAGUGAUCAUGCGAUGGAUUUUGAUGAAAAUGACGACUCCCUGUUCUCCUCCUCCUACGCUGACUCUCUGCCGCUGCCUUCCUCCACCUCUCUGGACCCCCUACCUGACGAUGCCCUGCUGAGGGUCAAGCCGGUCCACACCUACUCGCGAAACAACAUCCAGAACCACACCCCCUCCAGACCUCCACCUGGACCCUCCUCCUGUGAGGCGUCCACCUCCUCUGUCUUUCCUUCAGUGUCUGAUGCAGACUCUGCCUUGUCCUCUGCUGCGCCUCCCCCGUCACAGUCCCCCAUAAGCUCCAACAUGACCGUCUCCUCCGUCCCUCCUCCCCCUUCUGCCUCCUCCUCUAAAUCCGAUGCAGCCAACGACUCUACCUCUCACCCUGCUCCCUCCACCUCCUCCGUUCCGCCUGCUCCUGCUGCUUCUCCUGCUCCUCCUGCUCCCUCUGUUCCUGUAUCCUCCUCCUGUGCUGCUCCUACUGUGACCUCUGCUCCUUCUUCUAGCUCUCGUCAGCCUCCCCCCUCCUCCUCCUCGGUCCUCCCACCCAGCCGUCCCUCCGCCUCAGGCUCAGAGCCCUCGGACCCCCUCCCAGCCGGAGCGUCGUCCCGCAGGGCUCGGGAUCAGGUGGCCCAGGUGGCCUGUCAGAGUCUGGCGCAGCAGCGGGCCAGCAGGAUGCUCCUGACCUCCGUGUCUCGGUCUCUGGAGAUGUUGGCUCAGUCUGUCCAGCUGCUGGUGGAGACCCAGCAGGAGUUUGUGCAGGAGUCUCUGCUGCUGCAGAGGGAGACGGUGGACAUCCUGAGGGACUUCUCCAACACAGCACUGACCAUGCUGAGAGACAAAGCCAACAGUGGACAGCUGGCUACUCACCAUCAUCAUCAUCAGCCUGCUUCACGCUUCUGAAGACAGAGAUGAACUGGUUUGAAAAGAGACCAAAGGUUGCUGGGACAGAAACAGGAACACUGUGUCAGUGACAGGAAAGGAAAAAGUGCUAAAGCAUCAUUAGCCUUAGUGUUAAGACUGUAGUGUUUUCUAAUUGUGUGGAUCUGCUUUGUUUUCUCUCUUUAUUCUCAUAUUUUAGUAUUAUUAGAUCCCCCUCUUUUAUGUCUUUUAUUUUGAACCCAGAUGAGUGGGGACAGAAACCAGAAUAAACAGUGAGUGACCAGUAAA
Messenger RNA from Scatophagus argus, 2053 nucleotides. RefSeq lists its product as uncharacterized. Gene Ontology annotation, cellular component: nucleus. The record is from RefSeq and is a predicted model, not a curated record. The coding region runs from base 293 to 1786 and encodes 497 amino acids. The transcript is spliced from 6 exons. NCBI's taxonomy places the organism in Eukaryota, Metazoa, Chordata, Actinopteri, Scatophagidae.